GAUAUGGGCGGGGGCGUUGCCAUGGUUCCCGUCAUGGCGUUUGGAUGCUAAGGAAAGUAAAGUAGAAAGCAUAGUUUUAUGUACGUGUGAUAAAAUGCGUGGGAAUCGCGGGCCAUUAACUUUGAGGCUUUGGUGAAAUGGCUUAUGACUCCCUUCCUCUUGACGUCCUAGAAAAGAUAAACCAUGUCAGUUACUGGGUUUCCCUCACCGCCUAUGGAGCCAAGACCUCCAGGAAGAAGGGGACUGGGCAGUCGAAGCUUGGUGCCGUUGGGAGAGAACAGUACAGAAAAAUGUGGGACCCCUGAGCAAACCCAUUCUGGCACAAUAUCCCAGCAUAAAGACUACAUCCCAGAAGAAAUUCUGCAAAUUUUGACUUCUGCUACUAGUGCUUCCCACAAACUGGAUUUGGAAACUCGGAAAGAUGCAAAGGUGUGUCUUCGUUCUACUGAUAAUGCUUGGCACCACCAGCUCAGAAGGAGCAAGUUUAACCACUUGAUUGAGCAGCCAGUCUGUCUUAAAGGAGCUGGGAGGGACAUUUCCUUCCUCUGUGAUGUUAUUCUUUCAGAUAAAAGGAACAGAUCAGUAACAUCCUUGCAGCCCAUCAGCCAUAAGAAUGACACAUCUAAAGAAGAAGGUAUUCAGGAGAGUCUUGUGCCAGAAGAAUACUAUAUUGUCAAGAAUAAAGGCAUUUUAGGACUGGAAUAUCACGAGGACAAGUAUACAACCCUUCUAAAAGAUGAUGAGAAGAAGCUACGUCUCUUCCCCUCCUUGAAACCCAGUGGAAGAUCAGAGGUUCUUCAGCUGAUAAAGGUGAUGGACAGCAUGUUGAAGGAUGCAGGAGUAGACGAAGACCUUAAACUGGAAGGUCCAACUCCGAUUCAUAAUCUGCUGGAAUUGCUUAAGGCCGAGCAGAACAUAUACAACAUUGUGUUUCAUGAAGUUAUCCGUCAAGUCAGCGUGGAGUGCGUGGAGAGAGGGGAGCUGCUUGCUAAGCUCAGACAGCGCUAUGCAAUGCUGUUUGACAAAAUUCCCCGUCAGGUGCUAAGCCUGUACAAUGACCUUCUGGCACAAAGAGCACUGGACCGAUGCCUGACUAAGGAAAUCAUGAAUUUCAAGAACUCCAUUGAGGAUAUGACCAAUGAGCUGUACCAGGUAAGAGAGCAUGACCUGCGAGUGAGCAGAGAUGCAAACCAAGCACAUGCAGAACUGGCUAAAGCUCUAAGCGAGGCAAAGAAGAAUGCAAAUAUCCUAGAUGAAUACCGGGAGCUGUAUGAAUUACAGAGAUCUCGCCUGGAAAAACAUCUUGUUGACCUAACUGAAGAGAGGGAUCUCUGGAGCUCUGCAACAUACAUGAUUGCAAGCAAGGUAAUUGAAAGGAACCAACUACAUUUGGCUCGAAAGUUGUGUAUGUGUGAAAAGACCUGGACAAACAUUAUAAGGCAUUUUAUUGUGAUGUUGGCAUCAACAAGUGCAAAAGACCUUAUUCAAAUCCAGCAAAUAACAGAGAGCUGGAGAGGACAUAUGGCACAUUUUGACCAAGAUGUGCAACGUAAUGAAGAGUCGAACCGGGAGAAACUGCGGUUGAUCCAAAAUGACCUGGACAAAUGGCAACAGCAUUUCCAGGAGAAUGUCUUCGUACAUGAGCGUUUUGAAGAAAUACGUGAAGAUGUGAUUGAGUCAGUAUCCCAGGACCUCAGGAAGUGGGACAGUAUGCUAAAUGAAGAACUUCAGCAGUUUGAGGGGUGUCAACUUCUAAGCUAUCAGGAAUCCCUCAGCACAGCCUUGGACAUUCAAAAGCAGUGGACUGAGCUGGGCGAGAAACUACUUAGAAGGCAUCAAAGUUCAGAUAAAGAUUUGCCUCCUGAAGAGAAAGCCUUGGUAGAUAUGAAGGGCAAAAUACAGCAGCUCUGUGAGCAGUACAGGAGGAGGAUUGAGGGAGAAAAUGGUGUUGCAGACGCUCUCAUGGCAUUUUCAAAUAGCUUAAAGGAGUGGACUUUGCAUAUGUCUGCACUUAAAGGUACUCUACAUGGAAUAAGAGAAUGUGAUUGGAGUCACUUCUAUGACCUUAUUUCUGAAUGGAGGAACCUUGCAUAUAAAAUCAUGGGGCUAAUUGGUGUUCAUGAAUUAAAUGAGGAAAACGGUUCAGAAUCAGGUGAAAGAGUGGUGCUGGAAGAUAUAUUCAGGAAACUGCAACAAUGGGUUCUUGCAAUGACAAGCGGAACAGAGAGGGAUGAUCAACAGGUCUCCAACGAGGUAAAUACCCUGCAUUCAGCAAUGGUGCUUCUUAUGGUGAAUGUGCUUCUCCAUCUGACUCCUGAUUACCCACCUGAUCUCUCUGAACUAAGUGUUGCUGCUGUGUCUUUGGAGGAAGAUUUUACCCAAGCUACUGUACAGAAGAUGCAAGAAGAUGCACUGCGUUUGUCAGUAAAGUUGAAACAAUUCUCCUGCUUCAUUGUUGGCUGUUGCCAGGAAAUGGUGGAGGACAUUUCUAUUCACAAAACAACACUUAUGGAGGAAGAUCCUGAUUAUGAGUUGAAAGAGUUAGAGACAAUUAAGAAUUCAUGUAAUGAGUGGAUUGAGACUUGCCAGCUUCUCCUCUCUGAAAUCACUAAAAAUUCAGACCUGGCAAUGACAUCACAAGAUCAGAAUGGCAGCAGCUUUGCGGAAGUCAGAAUAAUUCAAAACAGAGGGAUAGACUCAAGGGAUGGAACAGAGCUUGAUGAUAAUAUUCCAGAAGAGAUUGUAGAAGUAGAUCAUGUGGCCAUGCCUGAGGAAUGUGGAACUGCUCUGCCAUAUGAAAUCAUUAAAGAUGGUGACAUCAAGGAGGAUAUCAUUCCUGAAAAUGGCAAAGCAGAAAAAAACAUGAAAGACCGAACCCCAGAUGAAUCCACUUUGAAGGAGGAAAUGAUAAUCAUUUGGCAUGAUGGUAACAUACAUAGAAAAUCACUGAAUGGAGACGAUAUUCCUGUUCCCCUUGAGAGUGUUCUGGCAGGUAGCAGAUCUGAUACUUCUAAAUCUGUCCAAGCCUUUGACUCCUUGAGGUCGCUGGAGUAUUUAAAGCAGCGUCUGCUGAAGGCAGAACUAAGAGCACAAAAGGCAGAGGGAAGGUCAGAGGCUCUGGAUGAGCAGUUGAAAGCAGCUUUAUUAAAGAUACAGGAACUGGAGAAAACCCCAAAACCUGUUGAAACAGAGGAAACACCAAUUCACAUAGAGGCUACAGAAGAACAAUCUAGUACCUUGCCUCAUCCAAAGAAGAAGAGACCAAAGUCUGUCAAGGACAAAGUUCAAAAAUAAGGGCUGCAGUAUAAUAUGACUUUAAAGGAGAAAGAAAGCUACUGAAUGUUUUAUUGCCAAUAGAUCAGUCACAAUAGUACAAUCUAGAACUCUAUAAUUAUUUUGCAGAAUGCUUUACCAUACCUGACUAAACAGACCAAGAAGCUCCAUGUUUAUUUAAGAUAGCAUCUGCCAUUUUAGCUUGGUCUGACUUCACUUCCAUGCCUGCAUCUCUGUGCUCUGGGCUCAGAUUACAGCAGAGAGAGGAGAGGGGAGGAGGAAAAUGGAAGGGUAGAGAUAAGCAAACUGAGCUGGCUAUUAUCAUGCUUUGAAGGAUUUUUCUGAUAGAAGGAAGUCUGAUACACAAAAUCAUUUAUACAGAAUAGAAGGAAAUACAUGUGGUGUUUCUUUUUACUGAGGACUCAGAGCAGCAGUUCUGUAAGUGUUUUUGGAUGUAUUAACAUAGAUCUUUCUGAUACAGCUUACUUAGUUUUUACCUUUCCUUUAACUGUAAUCAUGCUGUAUGACUCUGUUUGCCUUUUCCACCAGUAUAUUAAUUAGUAUACUGUAUUUGGUUAACUUUGAGUCAGUUUUAGGAGGACAUGUUUUGCAGUAAAAUAAAUCUUCUAUGCAAAUAUAA
This is a messenger RNA of Xenopus tropicalis (tropical clawed frog), 3913 nucleotides long. RefSeq names its product axonemal dynein light chain domain containing 1 (gene axdnd1). Bases 184 to 3294 code for a protein of 1036 amino acids. The record is from RefSeq and is a predicted model, not a curated record. The transcript has 26 exons. Lineage: Eukaryota; Metazoa; Chordata; Amphibia; Anura; Pipidae. Gene Ontology annotation, cellular component: cytoplasm.